AUGGGGAAAAGAGGCAGAAAUAGAACAGCUGCAAAGAGAUUGCCAUUUCGUUUGUGGAAAAUUUUCACACGGGAUGUUUUUGCAGUAAAAUACGAAGGGGAAGCAAACAAACACAACAGAGGACCAGCUAUAUGGGAUAUUUUUACUGAGGAACAUACAGACAAUACUUUUGAUACUGUAGAGAGAAUACUGGAUCACAGCAAUGGCAAUGUGGCAGUUGAUUUUUAUCAUCGCUACAAGGAAGAUGUGCAAAGAAUGAAGGAAAUGGGAAUGGAUGCUUUUAGAUUCUCAAUUUCUUGGCCGAGAGUAUUGCCACAUGGGAAGCUAAGUGCUGGAAUAAACACAGAAGGCAUCCAAUUUUACAACAAUCUCAUUGAUUAUCUCCUGCAAAAUGGUCUAAAACCUUUUGUUACUCUCUUUCAUUGGGAUACUCCACAAGCCCUUGAAGAUAAAUAUGGAGGUUUUCUAAGCAGUAACAUUGUCGUUCAAGGUUAUGACUUGGGCGCCAUGGCACCUGGUAGAAUAUCAACUGUGGUGGAAGAUUCUUACCAAUCCAAGAAUACAGGUGCUACUGAAGUUUAUGUAGUUGGCCAUCAUUUACUACUUGCUCAUGCAACAGCUGUGAAAUUAUACAAAGAAAAAUAUCAGGCAUGUCAAGGUGGAAAGAUUGGCAUAACUCUCGUUUCUCAUUGGUUUGAACCGUACUCGAAUAGUGAAGCCGAUAAAAAUGCAACUAAAAGGAGCAUUGAUUUUAUGCUCGGCUGGUAUAUGGACCCUCUAACCAAAGGCGACUAUCCACAAAAUAUGCAUGAUAAUGUUGGAGGAAGAUUGCCCAAAUUCACCAGUGAAGAAUCUAAAAUGCUCAAAGGAUCCUACGACUUCAUUGGACUUAAUUACUACACCACGUAUUAUGCUCAAAGUAUGGAGAGUGUUGAUUAUAAAGAUGCAGGGUUUAUGACAGAUGUUCGUGCUAAUUGGCCAGGUGAAAGAAAUGGCGUUCCAAUUGGUCCACAGGCGGGUGUGAAGUGGCUCUACAUUUAUCCAGAGGGUAUCCGUCAGCUUUUGAAUUACACAAAAGAUGUAUAUGAAAAUCCAACAAUUUAUAUUACUGAGAAUGGGGUUGAUGAUGUGAGCAAUAAUUCUUCGUCACUAGUGGAAGCCCUCAACGAUCCUAUAAGAGAAAAGUAUUAUAAAGAUCAUUUGAAGAAUGUUCUACGAUCCAUUAAUGAUCAUGGAGUAGAUGUUAAAGGGUUCUUUGCUUGGUCAUUUAUGGACAAUUUCGAAUGGGGAAGUGGUUACUCAGUGAGAUUUGGACUCUACUACGUAGAUUUCAAAAAUGACUUGAAACGAUAUGCCAAGAAAUCGGUUAAGUGUAAUGGAACACAGAAAAUGGGAAGGGACACCCCAAACCCUAAAGUGGAACGUGAUGCUAAAAGGUCAAGAAAGGAGUAA
Messenger RNA from Dovyalis caffra, 1452 nucleotides. NCBI's taxonomy places the organism in Eukaryota, Viridiplantae, Streptophyta, Magnoliopsida, Malpighiales, Salicaceae. The record is from the annotation of a GenBank genome assembly.